CCGGCUACAUGCUCCAUAAAUUAGAGCUACUGCGGAUGGGAUUGAUGGUCGCCGAAGCCACACGCUCAAUUUCAACUUUGUCAAUUGGGCGACGAUCUCAAGCGCCGGUGAAAGAGGUCUAGAAAUGGAUGGAGAGCAGAAAUUGUUUCACUUUGAUGAUGUCUCCAAGCACAGCGCCACCAAGGAUUGCUGGCUCAUUAUCGAUGGAAAGGUUUAUGAUGUGACUCCAUUUAUGGAUGAGCAUCCUGGUGGUGAUGAAGUCCUGUUAGCAGCUACUAGGAAAGAUGCAACCAAUGAUUUUGAAGAUGUGGGUCACAGUGACUCCGCAAGAGAUAUGAUGGACAAAUAUUGCAUAGGAAAGAUCGACGCCUCAACGAUUCCGGUGAAGCACUCCUUUGCACUGCCGGAGCAACCUCCCUACAAUCCCGACAAGACCUCGGACUUUGUCAUCAAGAUACUGCAGUUCCUGGUGCCUAUCUUGAUACUUGGCCUUGCCCUUGCUGUCAGAUACUACACCAAAGCUGAGUGAAGCUUUGCAAGAGGAGAAGCAGUUUCAGGAUUUCAACUAAAACUAGUUGUUUAACUAGAUUUUGUCAUUGAUUUGUGACUGCUUUGAAAUAGACUUGAUGCGUUAAAAGAAUGAAUGCUUCUAUU
Molecule: messenger RNA, 654 nt
Organism: Phalaenopsis equestris
Lineage: Eukaryota; Viridiplantae; Streptophyta; Magnoliopsida; Asparagales; Orchidaceae
Product: cytochrome b5-like
Exons: 4
Coding region: 125-529 (134 amino acids)
Cellular component (GO): membrane; intracellular membrane-bounded organelle
Molecular function (GO): heme binding
Source: RefSeq, a predicted model, not a curated record